Molecule: messenger RNA, 1213 nt
Organism: Danaus plexippus (monarch butterfly)
Lineage: Eukaryota; Metazoa; Arthropoda; Insecta; Lepidoptera; Nymphalidae
Product: alpha-tocopherol transfer protein-like
Exons: 7
Coding region: 218-1144 (308 amino acids)
Cellular component (GO): membrane
Molecular function (GO): phosphatidylinositol bisphosphate binding
Source: RefSeq, a predicted model, not a curated record
UUUAGUUCAAUAUACCGAUAUUAUUUACGAUUGAUAUACGCUGUUGUUAUUAAAUUUCUUUUAGCAAUUGGUCGGCACCUUCAAUAUUGAACUAUUUCUGAUAAACAGCGAUAAUAACAUUUUGUUAGGAUACAAGUAUCGUCGACAUUAUAUUGAUAAAAAUCAUAGCUUGAUUUGUGUUGUUACUUGAGAAAGUUAGGGAUUUUUACUCAAUAUUAUGUCUCUACGACAAUUGUGUCCCGAAUUAGCCGAAAAGGCUAAGUUGGAAUUAAAUGAAGAUCCAAAAACUAUUGAGGGCGACAUACAGCAUAUAAAGGACUGGUUGGCUAAGCAACCACACCUGAAAGUAAGAACAGAUGACCAAUGGUUGCUCGCUUUUAUUAGAGGAUGUAAGCACAGUCUCGAAAGGACUAAAGAGAAGUUGGAUCUGUUUUACACAUUACGAACGGUAGCACCGGAGAUUUACAAAGUGAAACAUAAUGAACCUCUAUUCAAUACAAUUAUGGAUCUGGGGAGUUACUUGAUAUUGCCAAAGUUGGAAAAGCCGGAUUCACCUCGGAUUGCUCUUAUUCGACCUGGAAUGUACAAUCCAGAUAAAUUUUCUUUUUUCGAUAUAUUCUCUUGUGGUGCUGUAUUUCAAAAUAUUCUGAUGUACGAAGAUGAUGCCAUAGUUAUAUCUGGGCUUACAACCCUUAUAGACUUAGAGAGUGUAACAAUGGGUCAUUUGUUGCAACUCACACCGAGUGUUAUGAAAAAGAUGGUCGUUUACACCCAGGAUGCUCUACCAAUCCGCAUGAAAGGCGUUCAUUAUAUUAACACUCCUCCAGGCUUCGAAACGGUAUUCAACGCAAUUAAGUCGUUGCUGAAUGAGAAGAAUAGAAACAGGUUGUAUGUACACAACAAAAAUUAUAAUGAAUUAUACAAACACAUCUCCCAGGAGGUUUUACCAGCGGAAUAUGGAGGAAAAGGUGGCAGCAUACAGGAAAUUAAGGGAUAUUGGAAGAAUAAAAUAGAUGCAUGCAGUUCAUAUUUGGAAGAAGAUCUUAAGAAUGGAACAGAUGAAUCAAAACGUCCCGGAAAACCAAACACUUCUGAAAACCUAUUCGGUCUAGAAGGAUCUUUCCGUCAGUUACAAUUCGACUAGAUAUAGAUAUUGGUAUAACAGUGUAGUUGGUAAAUUUGUAUGAAAAUAAUUAAACAAUGUGCCUAAUAA